Messenger RNA from Contarinia nasturtii (swede midge), 3728 nucleotides. Its product is annotated as protein stoned-B. Gene Ontology annotation, cellular component: synaptic vesicle; AP-2 adaptor complex. Gene Ontology annotation, molecular function: clathrin-cargo adaptor activity. The coding region runs from base 31 to 3603 and encodes 1190 amino acids. The transcript has 9 exons. Gene Ontology annotation, biological process: clathrin-dependent endocytosis; synaptic vesicle endocytosis; regulation of endocytosis. The record is from RefSeq and is a predicted model, not a curated record. Lineage: Eukaryota; Metazoa; Arthropoda; Insecta; Diptera; Cecidomyiidae.
CCAAAUAAAAGAAGAAAAAAACAAAUCAAAAUGUCGAAUCCAUUUCUAUUUGACGACGAAGCUGAGCCAACAAAUGAACCGGCAGCAGCAGCAACACCAAAUCCAUUUUUAUUGAGUAACGAACCAGCCGAUGAAGCAGAAGAUACCGAUAAUCCAUUUUUAAGCGAGGCUAUUAAUCCAUUUGCAUUUGAUGCCGUUGAACCGACUACCGUGCUUAAUAUUGCAGACGUGCCAAAUGUGACUGAGUCAACAGCGGUCGAUAAGGCGAUGAGCUUUUUUGGUACGACUAUCACCGAGGACGAAGAUCAUGUUCAAACUCUUUUGGAACCAACACAAACGCCAUUCGUUAUGAAUGAACCGGUUGAUGGUGUGAAAAAACCACCGCCACGACCAACGCCACCAAAUCCAACAACUCAAGAUUUAAUUUCAUCGGUUGCCGAUCAUUUAGAUCAAACUAGCACUCAUUUGCUUGAUCGAAUUCCCAAAACAAGAACACCGUCACCGGUUUCAAUGCGUGAUUUGCAUACUCCAAGUCCAACGCCUGACACUGCAAAUCUACUUAUGGACGAUAUUUUAGAAUCAGACAAUAGCAGCAUUUUGCGAAAUGAUAAUCCAUUUGCUGAUGUUGACGAUGAACCUGCUUUUGAAGUUGCUCAAAAGAUGCCACCAGUACGGCCAGUACCGCCUCGGCCAUCGCCACUCGAGCAAAAGGUUGUAGAUGUGCCAGCGCAACCAGACAAUGAAGCCGAUUUGUUUGAUUUUGGAACGAAUACAGCGCCAAAACCACAAGUACCAAAAUCAAAUCAAGAUAUUUUGAGUUUAUUUUCACCACCAAAAGCGGAACCACAAAAACCCGAUCUACUUAUGUCUGAUAUAUUGAUGAUGAGCAACAUUCAACCAAUUCAGUCGAAUUUAGCAACCGCAGUGAUAACAAAUGCAGCGCCGAUUCCUCCAUCUCCAGUUGCUGCCGUUAUUAGUGUCGCACCAAUUAGCGCUCCGAUUCCCGUUGCGCCAAUUGUAAAUGCGACACCAGCACCUCCACCAGCUCGGCCAGCACCGCCACAAAGACCAGCCGCACCGCCUCAGCGGCCUGCACCACCGGCUGUACCCAAACCACCUGUUAUUGAACCAGUCGCAAAACCAAUACCAAAUCCACCUUCGGUUGAAGAUAUUCCGCAUGUCAUAGAGAAUAAACAACCUGAACAAGUUGAUAGCACACCGAUUUCAUCGAUAAAAAUUAACGAUGAACCAUACAAUGGUGUGCAUGAUAUCGAUAAAUCGGAAUCAAUUUCAGAUAAUAGCAGUGCUGUUGAUUCAUCAAAUCGAUCACCAGGAAUUUCAACGCCAUUCUAUUCACCCGGUCCGGAUGCACAGUACUUGGAUCGAGGCCAAACACCGGUUGAUCAUCAGUUGAACAGUGCAAAACAAGACAUAAUCAAUACGUACAUAAAUGAAACAUCAGCGUAUGAUGUAUCGCCUGCGUCGAAUCCAUUCGGUUCGCCUGAAAGUGCGGUCACUCCACAACAGAUUGUACAACCAGCUCAAACGGAUUUCCCACAAAAUGAUGAAUUCGAUGCGUUCGCAGCAAAAUUCGAUUCAGUGAAAAAGGAUGACGGAUUACUCGACGGCUUUGGAGUUUCAAGCGGUUACAAAUCACCGGCUCCAAGCGAUGCUUGGGGAGCUAAUGAUUUUGUUACACCCGGCGAAUCAUCUGGUUUCGAUGCCGAUGAAGGUUUUGACUCAUUUUUAGCAAUGCAAGCACCACCUGAAGAUGAAACAACGAAGACAGGUUUGGUACCACCACAAUCACGUGGAUCUCAAGGCAGCUCUAUUUAUGCUGAAGAUCGAAGUGAACGCAGUUUACCGUUGUCGGAUGAAAAUAAAAUGCACCGAACUGAGUCACAGGAAUCACCAUCAACACCACUAUUCGAUGACGAUGUAUCGCAGCCGCUGGAAGAUUUUCCACGCAUCACGUACACGGGCAGCGGUUGGGAGAUGUUUUUGCGACAGCCAAAUAAAAAGAAAUUCACAGCUCAACGAUUUUGGAAGAAAGUUUUUGUGCGUAUGAUCUUCCAAAAUGAUACGCCAGUCAUUCAAAUGUUCAAUACCGCCAAGGAUAAAGAACCAUUUCAAGAGCUUCCACUGCAAGGAUGUUAUUCAGUCAGUGAUAUCAGUGCACAACCAUUCGAUCAAUUUGGUAAAAUAUUCACGAUAAAAUUGCAAUACAUUUUGUACAAAGAACGGCCUGGUGUCAGACCCGGACAAGUGACCAAAGCCGAACGAAUUACAAAUAAACUGAGCCAAUUUGCUGCUUAUGCAAUUCAAGGCGAUUAUCAAGGUGUUAAGGAGUUUGGCAGUGAUUUGAAGAAAUUAGGUUUACCCGUUGAACAUCAUCCCCAUGUCAGCGAACUAUUUAAAAUCGGUAGCGCAAACUAUGAAGAUGUUAAACAAUUUUCAGUACUAGUGGAAGAGCAAUUUUUUAAAUUCAAUGUACAUCGUGAUCGUGCACUCACCUAUAAAUUCGAAGAAGUUCAAGUGACGGCCGUCGAUGAAUUUUAUGCAGAACAAACCAUCGACGGAACCAUAACACGUCAAAUAGCUCGGGUUCGUUUAUUCUUUUUGGCAUUUUUAAAUGGUAUGCCAACCAUUGAAUUGGGUGUGAAUGAUAUGUGGCGACAAGGUAAAGAAGUUGUUGGUCGACAUGAUAUUAUACCGGUUGCCACCGAAGAAUGGAUUCGAUUGGAAGGGGUUGAGUUUCAUGCAUGCGUUCAACAAAAUGAAUACGAACGCAGCCGUUUGAUUCGAUUCCAACCGCCAGACGCUUGUUAUAUCGAAUUAAUGCGUUUCCGUGUUCGACCACCGAAAAAUCGCGAAAUGCCGUUGCAAGUGAAAGCUGUAUGGUGUGUCACUGGCAAAAGAGUUGAGCUACGUGUUGACGUUCUUGUUCCUGGCGUUACAUCAAGAAAACUGGGCCAAAUUCCUUGCGAAGAUGUCUCGAUACGAUUCCCAAUACCAGAAUGUUGGAUUUAUUUGUUCCGCGUAGAAAAACAUUUUAGAUAUGGUUCAGUAAAAUCGGCACAUCGUCGAACUGGAAAAAUCAAAGGUAUCGAACGAAUUUUGGGAACCGUAGACCAAUUGCAAGAAUCAUUAAUCGAAGUAACAUCAGGACAAGCCAAAUAUGAACAUCAUCAUCGUUCUAUUGUGUGGAGAUGCCCAAAACUACCAAAAGAUGGUCAAGGUGCAUAUACUACACACCAAAUGGUUGUUCGUAUGGCGUUAACGAGCUAUGAUCAAAUACCCGAUAAAUUGGCCGAACAUUGUUUUGUAGAGUAUACAAUGCCACAAACAGUUGUGUCACACACAACAAUUCGUUCGGUUAGCGUUCAAGAUUCAGACAGUGACGAUCCACCAGAGAAAUACGUUCGAUAUUUAUCCCGUUAUGAAUACCAGGUUGGUAUCGAAUACACCCAGGGCCAAGAACAAAAUGCGUAUCUUGCGGCAACUUAUACGAAAAAGGAAACGCCAGAAACGGUGCCAGAAGAGAAAAAGGUGCCACCAACGGUGCCUGAGGGUGGUAGUGAUUCUGAUUCAGACUCAAACUAAAUUGGUUAAUGAAAACCACCUGGCAUUCAUUAUUAUAAAUACCAUGACCAUGAAUUCUCUAUCACAAUCAUAAUAGUCUAAAACAAAAGCAGCAAGAAAAACCAAAAAAAAAAAAAAAUAACAAA